AUGAGCGAAGCUGGACAGAGCAGACGUACCGGUACCACUGAGCAAAACCUCUUGCCCCAAGGCAACAUCCCCAUGGCUUGUGACUGCCUGAAACAGCUCAACCACAACUCACGAGCCAAACAGCUGCACAGAGCAAAGGAAGUCCUCCUCAUCCUGGAGAGUGAAGCCUUUGAAAUUGUAGUGCGGCAUGCGAGAAACUACACCAACUCCAUGUUCAGAAACUAUUAUCGCAAUAUAGCUGCCAGAGCUUCUAAAUUGGUGGGGGAGUUUUUUACAGACAUAUCCUUGUACAUCAUGGGCUCAGACAUCAACGUCAAUGACAUGAUAAAUGAAUUCUUUGACAGCUUGUUCCCAUUGGUCUACCCACGCCUGGUGAAGCCGGGCUCACUGGAUCCUUCGCUGGAAAUGACCGAGUGCCUCCGACUUGCCCAGCGAGACCUGAAGGUGUUUGGGAACUUUCCCAAAAUCAUGAUGACACAGGUGUCCAAGUCUCUCCAGGUGACGCGAGUCUUCCUCCAGGCGCUCAACCUUGGCAUUGAGGUGGUGAACACCACUGACCACUUGAAGUUCAGCAAGGACUGUGGGAGGGCCCUGCUGAAGAUGUGGUACUGUGCCCAUUGCCAAGACCUUAUGAUGGUGCAGCCAUGUGCUGGGUUCUGUGGCUCUGUGCUGCAGGGGUGCCUGGCCAGCAUGGUGGAGAUAGAUAGCUAUUGGCAGGAGUACCUCUGUUCUCUGGAAGGGCUGACGAGAGGCAUGAGGGGCAUCUACAACAUGGAGCAUGUGCUUCUCAGUCUCUCCUCCUUGAUACAAGAUGCCAUCACGUACAUGCAGAAGAAUGCUGGGAAGCUGUCAGCGACGGUGAGUUCUCCUUCCAGUUUUUACAGACCAUUUGCUCUACAGUGGGAAGCAGUUCUGCUUCUGAAUACCAGUAACUAGAACCUGCAGGA
Molecule: messenger RNA, 947 nt
Organism: Zootoca vivipara (common lizard)
Lineage: Eukaryota; Metazoa; Chordata; Lepidosauria; Squamata; Lacertidae
Source: RefSeq, a predicted model, not a curated record